GCAGGGACAGCCCGCCCAGGUGGACUCUCCCACAGCGGCCCCAUCCUCGGGGCUCGGGGCUCAGGGCGCGCCAGCCCUGACACGUCGGCUCGGGUCCCCCGCUCGGCCUGCUCCUCUAGGGGCCCCCAGGCCGAUGGCCGGUCUGAACGUGUCCCUCUCCUUCUUCUUCGCCACCUUCGUCCUCUGCCAGGCGGCCAGGAGGGCGUGCAAGGCCCUGCUCCCGGCGGGCGCCUACGCCAGCUUCGCCCGGGGGGCGGUGGGCGCGGCCCAGCUGGGGGCCUGCUGUCUGGAGAUGCGGAUGUUGGCCGAGCCCGGCCCCUGGGCGGGGGGCUUCGGCCCCGACCUGCUGCUCACCCUGCUCACCCUGCUCCUCCUGGUUCACGGGGCGACCUGCGACGGCGCCGCGGCCAACCCCACCGUGUCCCUGCAGGACUUCCUCCUGGCCGAGGCCCCCGCGCCCCGCACGCUGCUGAAGCUGGCGGCCCAGGGGCUGGGUGUGCGGGCGGCCUGUGCCCUGACCCGGCUGUACCGGGCCUGGGAGCUCUGUGACCUGCACGUCCUCCAGAACCUCCUGGACCCGCACUGCGGCUCCCCCCUGCGCACGCCCGUGUCCCACGGCGCGCUCGUGGAAGGCGCCGGCGCCUUCUUCUUGCACCUGACCCUCCUCCGCCUCCGGAACAGCCUGCCCGCCUACCGGGUGCCGGCCGUGGCCCCGCUGGCCACCGUCAUGACCCACACAGCUGGGCCCUUCACGUCCGCCUUCUUCAACCCGGCCCUGGCCACCUGGGCCACAUUCCACUGCUCGGGCCACACCCUGCUGGAGUACAUGCAGGUGUACUGGCUGGGUCCUCUGACAGGGAUGGUCCUGGCCGUCCUGCUGUAUCAUGGCCGCCUUCCUCGCCUGUUCCAGAGGAACCUGUUGUACAGCCAGAAGAACAAGUACCGAACCCCUAGAGGGAAGCCGGCCCCGGGGCCUAGAGACACCCAGACGCCUGCAGAGGGGUGCGGAAGCCGGGAGCCUGGGCGGGGUGGGGCGGGGCAGCCGCUGCCGGGCUCCCACUGAGCCAGCACGGUCUGGGGCGAGGGCCGGGGCUCUGGCUGGACUCUGGGGCCUCCCUGAGCCGAGGGGGGACCGGACCCGCAGCCCUUUCUCCCCACAAACCUUUCGUCAAUAAACCAUUCCUAAGACCU
Neofelis nebulosa (Clouded leopard) is the source of this 1191-nucleotide messenger RNA. RefSeq names its product aquaporin-12B-like. Bases 134 to 1063 code for a protein of 309 amino acids. The record is from RefSeq and is a predicted model, not a curated record. Lineage: Eukaryota; Metazoa; Chordata; Mammalia; Carnivora; Felidae. Gene Ontology annotation, biological process: transmembrane transport. Gene Ontology annotation, cellular component: membrane; cytoplasm. The transcript is spliced from 3 exons. Gene Ontology annotation, molecular function: channel activity.